Messenger RNA from Dryobates pubescens (Downy woodpecker), 1754 nucleotides. It is a transcript of the gene STK32C, whose product is annotated as serine/threonine kinase 32C. Gene Ontology annotation, molecular function: G protein-coupled receptor binding; ATP binding; G protein-coupled receptor kinase activity. NCBI's taxonomy places the organism in Eukaryota, Metazoa, Chordata, Aves, Piciformes, Picidae. The coding region runs from base 178 to 1452 and encodes 424 amino acids. The transcript is spliced from 12 exons. Gene Ontology annotation, biological process: protein phosphorylation; regulation of signal transduction; G protein-coupled receptor signaling pathway. The record is from RefSeq and is a predicted model, not a curated record.
AGCCCGGCUCGGCCCCGCCGCGGGCAGGAGGUCGGGAGGCGGCGGCGCCGGGCGCUGCCAUGCGGCCGGCCGGCGCCAAGUGAGGGCGGCGGCAGCUCGCAGCGCCCGGUGUUGCCCGUGGGAGCCGCUGGCCGGCGGGGAGCGGCGCGUAGGGCUCAUGCCAGCCGCCUCGCCCCGAUGUUUCACUGGGGCAAGUGGAAGAAGAGGAUGGGAGCGAGCGCCUCCUCCUCCAAGAGACCCGUCUUCGACGAGCGGGAGGACGUGAACUUUGACCACUUCCAGAUCCUGCGGGCGAUCGGGAAGGGCAGCUUUGGCAAGGUGUGCAUUGUGCAGAAGAGGGACACUGAGAAGAUGUAUGCCAUGAAGUACAUGAACAAGCAGCAGUGCAUCGAGCGGGACGAGGUCCGCAACGUCUUCAGGGAGCUGGAGAUCCUGCAGGAGAUCGAGCACGUCUUCCUGGUCAACCUCUGGUACUCCUUCCAGGACGAGGAGGACAUGUUCAUGGUGGUGGACUUGCUCCUGGGCGGGGACCUGCGCUACCACCUGCAGCAGAACGUUCAGUUCACGGAGGAGACGGUCAGGCUCUACAUCUGUGAGAUGGCCUUGGCUCUUGACUACCUGAGAAGCCAGCACAUCAUCCACAGAGAUGUAAAGCCAGACAACAUCCUCCUCGACGAGCAAGGUCAUGCCCACCUCACAGAUUUUAACAUUGCAACAAUCAUCAGGGAUGGAGAGCGAGCCACUGCCCUGGCAGGCACCAAGCCGUACAUGGCCCCAGAGAUUUUCCAUUCCUUCCUGAGCGGUGGGACAGGCUACUCCUUUGAGGUUGACUGGUGGUCACUGGGAGUCAUGGCUUACGAGCUGCUGCGGGGCUGGAGACCCUAUGACAUCCACUCCAACAACCCCGUGGAGUCCUUAGUCCAGCUCUUCAGCACCGUCAGCGUUCAGUACUCAUCAGCAUGGUCCAAAGAGAUGGUGGCUCUGCUGAGAAAGCUGCUGACAGUGAACCCUGAGCACCGCUUCUCCUGCCUGGCUGACGUGCAGGCCUCAGCCUACCUGUGCGGCGUGGUCUGGAGCGACGUCGGUGCCAAGCGCCUGGAGCCAGGCUUCGUCCCCAACAAGGGACGCCUGCACUGCGACCCAACCUUCGAGCUGGAGGAGAUGAUCCUGGAGUCCAGACCCUUGCACAAGAAGAAGAAGAGGCUUGCAAAGAACAAGUCCAGGGAUAACAGCAAGGACAGCUCCCAGUCUGAAAAUGACUAUCUCCAAGAAUGCCUUGAAGCCAUCCAGCAGGACUUUGUCAUCUUUAACAGAGAGAAGCUAAAGAAGAGCCAAGAGCUGACCAGUGACUCCAUGUCCCACCCUGAGACCGCUGAUGAGGCCGAGACGGAGGCCGAGGCCUCCAGCUUGAACAUGUGCAGCUCCGUCUGCUCCUCUGCGGGCAGCAGCUAGGCUGGGCGAGGGCCAUGCCGAUAACCCAUCCUCAGGGUGUGCUGAGCACCUCAGGCUGUCCUCUGCUGCCACCCAGGAGCACCAAGGAGUCUCUCAAAGCCGUAGCAGGAGAGUUAGUUCCUUUGGAACCGGGCUGCUGGAUUGGAUGGCUCUCCAGCUGGGUGCCCGUGGUGGCUGGAGAUCCUCGCCAUGCCACUUGCCAAGGAGGUGGACCAGCUUCUCUUUGCCCUUUUGGAUGCCAGGUUGCUGAGCUGCUCGUGGUUUGAAUACAGCAAGGUGACAAGAAGUGACAUCCUUGGGUA